Messenger RNA from Striga hermonthica, 807 nucleotides. The record is from the annotation of a GenBank genome assembly. NCBI's taxonomy places the organism in Eukaryota, Viridiplantae, Streptophyta, Magnoliopsida, Lamiales, Orobanchaceae.
AUGAACUCCACGAAAGUAGUCAUGUUCCCCUGGCUCGAUUACGCCCACACCAGCGCGUUCCUCGAGCUCGCCAACAAAAUCACCUCCAACGGCCGUUUCAAGGUCUACCUCGUCUCCACCAUCGCCACCCUCUCGUCGGUCGAGGACAAAGUAGUGUUUGACAGGUCAAUCAAACUCCUCCCCAUUCUCCUUCCCGCCACUCCUGACCUCCCGCGCGCUCUCCACACCACCAACGGGCUCCCUCUGGGCCUCAUGUCGGACCUCAGGGCCGCCAUGAAUUCCCCCGUGACAAUCUCGGAGUUUUCCGACAUCCUCUCGGAACUCAAACCCGACCUCAUCAUCUAUGACUUUCACCAGCCGUGGCUCCCGGGCCUCGCCCGGGAACUCAGUGUCCCAGCCGUCGAGUUCCUCACCACCACCAGCUGCACCAUGGCUAGCGUCAUGUGCCACUAUUUCAAGAACCCCACCCGUGACCUGGCCUCCUACCCAUUUCCCGAGAUACGGUUCCGGGAUUACGAGGCCUCAACACUCGAAAAAAUGCUCGACCCAACCAACCGGGACAUGGUGUUUCGGGGGAUCGAGGAGUCGUGCGGGCUCGUCUUGGUGAAAGGUUUCCGUGGCAUGGAAGGGCCCUACAUGGACUACGCGGGCUCUCUCUUCGGGAAAAGGUUCAUCCCGGUGGGCCCGCUGGUCGAAUUUCCCGACCCCCCAGACAGGAAAUCUGACCCGGAAACUCUGUCGGGUAUCAUGUCGUGGCUCAACUCCAAGGAGAGGAAGUCCACUGUGUUCGUCUUGUUGGAUCCUUAA